AUGAAAAUUAAUAACGCUAUAGCUAUUCGUCUUGUUCAUCAAAAUAGUUCAGAACUUACUGAAAAUCUUCCAGCUAUACUUAAAUUAUGUGAAUGGAUUACAUUAAAUACAACAAAUUUAUCACAAGUAGAAAAAUCUACUUUGUUUAAUUUUUGUCAGAUGCCAAUUGAUCGAAUAUUAGCACCAAAAAUGAAACAAGAUUUAUUAAUCAAUAUGAUGAAAUAA
Messenger RNA from Rotaria sordida, 225 nucleotides. NCBI's taxonomy places the organism in Eukaryota, Metazoa, Rotifera, Eurotatoria, Philodinida, Philodinidae. The record is from the annotation of a GenBank genome assembly.